AUGAGAAAACAAGCAAUCGUAGUAAGAGUAUUUAUAGGAAUAGUUGCUGUCUGGGUGGUUCUUACGGGGUAUAAGAUGCUUCGGCGAUACAGAACCCCCAGAAAAGAUGCAGGCCCUUUUUACGCGAUGCCCGAGAGUGCUGCUGAGAGAAGGGGCGAGCUUGGCCGUGGGACGUGGACUCUUAUCCACACAAUAGCUGCAAAGUAUCCGGCCGAGCCCACGCGCGAGUAUAAAGGCGACGUUUUGAAGUUCGUAGAGCUGCUCACGAAGUUGUUCCCGUGCGAAGACUGCCGCGGGCACUUCAAGAAGCUGGUGGGAGGAUUUCCCCCGAAAGUCUCCAGCCGAGAAGAGUUUUCCCUUUGGGCGUGCCAGGCGCAUAACAUUGUAAACCGGAGACUGGGGAAGACGGAGUUCGAAUGCUCCCGCCUGGACGAGAGAUGGGACUGCGGAUGCAAAGCGUAG
This is a messenger RNA of Nematocida major, 462 nucleotides long. RefSeq names its product mitochondrial FAD-linked sulfhydryl oxidase. The transcript has a single exon. Gene Ontology annotation, cellular component: mitochondrion. The record is from RefSeq and is a predicted model, not a curated record. Lineage: Eukaryota; Fungi; Microsporidia. Gene Ontology annotation, molecular function: flavin adenine dinucleotide binding; flavin-dependent sulfhydryl oxidase activity. Bases 1 to 462 code for a protein of 153 amino acids.